Messenger RNA from Enhydra lutris kenyoni (northern sea otter), 2214 nucleotides. Its product is annotated as basic proline-rich protein-like. The coding region runs from base 1 to 2214 and encodes 737 amino acids. The transcript is spliced from 6 exons. The record is from RefSeq and is a predicted model, not a curated record. Lineage: Eukaryota; Metazoa; Chordata; Mammalia; Carnivora; Mustelidae.
AUGGCGGGCACGCCAAACGGAGGCUGGGCCCUGCCUGAGAAGCGUGACGCGGAUCGUCUGAGGGAGAGAUGUAAGGAGAGGGAUGCUCCCGAAAGGCGGCCAGGGACCUGGGCGUGUCCACCGUCCAGCGCCUCGCAAGGUCGGAAUUCUCAGAACCGCACGGAAAAGCACUUGUCCGCGCGUCGUGGCCUUUGGGAACAGGUGUUCCCACUUCCCGGAAUACCACCGCCCACUGUGCGCUUCACCAGCAUGCACGGGCCUGGGCUCGGCCACACGCAGUCCCACUCUUCCCUGACCCCGACGCCCCUCCGUCUGCUGGCAGUCACGCCGCUGUACCGUCUGUCUACGCGCACCCAACACCCAGCGCCUGGAGCGUCCCGGGCAGCGGACGGAACCGCCUCACGAGCAUCUAAGCGCGCUAUCUACACCGCGGGGCUGCGGCGCCCUCGAGGACUAAGUGGGUAUUUCAUUCCCUUUCGGACCCCAGGGGCCCAGACCGGUGCCGGGCAGGCCGCGGAGGCGCGUCGCCCGGUCUGUCGAGCGCCGUCUCCCGGCUCUCCCGGGUCCCCCCACGGUCCCCCCGCCAGGACAGCUCCCGAACCCCCGCGCUCAGAGCCGCUCCCGUCCGGCCCCCACCCCUACCCGGCAGCCAGUGUCCGGCGGGGUGACCGUCCCGGCCGCGCUCGGGGUCGCGGGGUCGGGAGGCCCGGGGCAGGGCGCGCGCGGGGACGGCCCUCGCGGAGCAGGUGGGGAAAUGGAGGCGGGUUGAGCGGGGCGCUCGGCCGGCCCAAGGUCACAGGCCGGCUCAACGCGUCCGCCCGGCCCGCGGGCCGCAGCAGCCUCGGGGCCCGGCCCCCGCCCCGCCGCGCCGCGCCGGGGGGAGGUCUCACCGCGGCCGCUCGCUCCGCGCUCGCCCCGCGCCGCGCUCCCCGCCGCCGAGCUCUCCGCGUCCCGGGCGGCGGAGGCCGGCGCUUCCACUUCCGGCGCGCUCGGCCAAUCAGCGCGCGCCGCCGGCGGCUGAGGAGCAGGUGGGCGGCCCGACCCGCCCCCCCGCGCCCUCCCCGGGAUCCCCCCGGACCGCCCCGGAACCCCCCAGCGCCGCCUCGCCGCCCCCCGCGGAGUCUGCUCACCGGAGAGGUACCCCCAGCGCCCGCGUCCCCCGCACCCCGCGGAACCACCGACGAGCAGGGUCCUCCGACCGGCCUAGAACGGCCCCGGGGACGCACUUCCGCCGCGGGGCCGGCCGCUCUGCGCGCCCCAGUCGCUGCCCCCGCGUCCACCUGCGCCCGAGCGGGCGGCGGCCGCUUCGCCCUGGGCGCCCCAUCCCCGCGGCCCUCAGCCCGUCAGGCCCCUUUCCGGAGCGCCGAGGGCCUGGCGGGCGCGGACCCCUGCAUCCCGGAGCGCGGCGAGCAGGGAGCCCGCUCGGAGGGCCUGCUCGCGGGAGCGCCCUGGGGUCAGCGUGCGGGCCACCGCCGGCCGCACUUAUCCUCCGCCGGGCACCGUGCAUUCCGCAUCCUCCGCCGGCCCGGCUCGCCCCAGCCCCGGGCCUCGGCCUCUGAGCUCCCACGUCGCGUCGGCUUCCCCAGCGGCUCGCCGGCACUUCGCACGACCCCCGCUGCAACCUGCGCUGCCUGCACCCAGCCCAUGGGCCGCGGCGGUAGCCACUGCGCGCACCAGGCAUCCCAAGGAAGGAUGCCCGGCCACGCAGCCCGACCCCGGGACCGGCAGGAGGAGGGGCGCGGGCGUCCGUCCGUCCUCGCAGGCCUCAGCGUGAGAGCAGCCGCGGGCCCCCCGCUCCCGCCCCGCCCGGAGACCGCUCCCCAGGACGCCGGCUCCCAGGGGGCGCUCGCUGCGGGGGCGCCGGGGCGCCGAGCAACCGCGCAGGUUCCGACGGGAAGGAAACUCAGACCCGGGUCUGCCCGCGCCUUCCGCAAGUCCCCGCCAGGGGAACAACAGGAGGGCUGCAGGGAGCGGUUCCGGCGGGCGCAGGUGCGGGCGGUGCGGACCGCCGAGCUGAAGAAGCGCUUUGCCGUCGGGCCCCUCGGGGCCGACCUCGCUGUGCGGCGCCCCCUCCUCUCCCUGCUCAGAACAAGGGAACCGGAAGGCGCCCGCCGCGGGCCCCCCGCAGGUACUGGCCCUCCGUGCUUUACCUCACGGAUCUUCCCGGCGGCGUCACGGAGGUCGGGCCCGGGCCGGCGGGGAAGCGGCGGCUAA